Messenger RNA from Humulus lupulus (European hop), 2893 nucleotides. RefSeq names its product G-type lectin S-receptor-like serine/threonine-protein kinase At4g27290. The coding region runs from base 66 to 2582 and encodes 838 amino acids. NCBI's taxonomy places the organism in Eukaryota, Viridiplantae, Streptophyta, Magnoliopsida, Rosales, Cannabaceae. The record is from RefSeq and is a predicted model, not a curated record. The transcript is spliced from 7 exons. Gene Ontology annotation, biological process: protein phosphorylation; recognition of pollen. Gene Ontology annotation, molecular function: ATP binding; protein serine/threonine kinase activity.
CCAAUGCCGUGUCUCCUAAGUUAUAUCAUUACAAUGUUCGAUUAAAUGGUAACUUUGGCAUCGUCAUGAGCUUGAAAAUAAUGGAGUUCCUUUCUUUUAUGGUUACCCUUGUUGUUUUGAGACUUUCUCUAUGUAGAACAACGUUAGCUGUGCUUGCUACCAUUAGACCUUCAGAAUUUAUGAGAGAUAGCACAACUUUGGUAUCUAGAGAAGGACUUUUUGAACUGGGAUUCUUUUCUCGAGGCAGUUCAAAGAAUCAUUAUCUGGGAAUUUGGUAUAAGAACAUCUCAGUUCAAACUGUUGUUUGGGUGGCAAACAGGUGUGAACCGAUCAGCGAUUCAUCUGGCUCAUUGACUAUAGACGACACAGGAAAUCUUGUGCUUUAUGGACAGAAUAAGAGGGUCGUUUGGUCUACGAAAUCAACGAAACAAGCCCGGGAACCACUGGUUCAGCUCUUGGAUAAUGGUAACUUGGUUUUGAGAGAUGAGAAAGAUGAAAAUACAGAGAACUAUUUGUGGGAAAGUUUUGAUUAUCCUACUGAUACGAACCUGCCCGGAAUGAAAUUUGGAUGGGACUUGAGGAGAGGUCUCAAUAGGCGUUUAUCAGCAUGGAAGAGUUGGGAUGACCCCUGUGAUGGAGAUUUGACUCAUGGGAUGGAGCUUGAUGAACGACACCACACAUACCCUCAACUAAUUAUGCGUAAAGGGUCUGCAAAAUUUUAUCGAGCUGGGUCAUGGAAUGGCAUAAGUUUCGGCGAAAAUCCUGAUACGGGGAGGGCAAACGCACUUUUCGAGUACGGGUUUGUGUACAACGAUGAUGAAGUUUACUAUGUUUACGAGCUCAAAGGUAAGUCAGUGAUCUCAAAACUGGUCAAGAACGAAAAGUCAGUGAUCUCAAGAGUGGUCAUGAACCAAACAAGAAGUGUUUUACAGCUCUUGGUAUGGAUAGAAUCAAAGAAAAUUUGGGAGACCAAUAGCUCAGUUCCAAAAGAUGAGUGUGAUGUUUAUGGCAUAUGUGGAGCUAAUUCAGUAUGUGUCACAACAAAUAAUCCAGUUUGCCAAUGUCUAAAACGUUUUAAGCCUCACAAUCAAGAAAAUUGGAAGGAGAUGUCCUGGUCAGAAGGGUGUGUGAGGAACAAUCCUUUGAGCUGCCAUGAUAAGGAGAAAGAUGGGUUCAUUAGAUUUUCUAACUUGAAAGUGCCUGAUACUGAAUAUACUUGGGUGAAUAAGAGUAUGGAUCUAGAGGAAUGCAGGGUUAAAUGCUUGAGCAAUUGCUCUUGUAUGGCUUAUACAAACUUAGAUAUCAGGGAAAAAGGCAGUGGCUGCGUGCUCUGGUUUGGAGAUCUUUUUGACAUAAGAGAAUAUCAGUUGGGAGGACAAGAUCUAUAUAUUCGAAUGUCGGCUUCUGAAAUAGUUAAUCAUGAAAAAGCAAGAACUGAUCGUAAGGUCAAGAUGGAGAGAGCAUUGAUAAUUACAGCUAUCAUCGUCGGAUUAGUUGGUGGCAUGUUUCUAGUUGGCUUUUACAUUCGCAGGAGGAGAUACUCUUAUGAGACAAACGAAAGCCAAAAUGAUGACUUGGAGCUUCCAUUAUUUGACCUACAUACAAUAGAUACUGCUACUAAUUAUUUUUUAGAGAAUAAUAAACUUGGAGAGGGUGGUUUUGGACCUGUGUACAAAGGUACGCUGGAAGGAGGCCAAGAAAUUGCUGUGAAGAGGCUAUCAAUGUCUUCUGGACAAGGAGUCGAUGAGUUCAAAAAUGAAAUUAAGUUAAUUGCUAAGCUUCAACAUCGAAAUCUUGUAAAGAUAUUUGGUUAUUGCAUUGAUAGGGAAAUGAAACUAUUGAUUUAUGAGUACAUGUCCAACAAAAGCCUUGACUAUUUCAUUUUUGAUGAAAGGAAGCGCAAUUUAUUAGAAUGGCCUACGCGCUUCCAGAUUAUAUGUGGAAUUGCUAAGGGGCUUCUCUAUCUUCAUCAUGAUUCUAGAUUGAGAAUUAUACAUCGAGAUCUCAAAGCUAGUAAUAUUUUACUUGAUGAGGACAUGAAUCCCAAAAUUUCCGACUUUGGCUUGGCUAGAUCUUUUGGUGGAGACCAAAUAGAAGGAAACACAAACAAAAUAGUUGGAACUUAUGGUUAUUUGGCUCCAGAAUAUGCUUCCAAUGGCUUAUUCUCAACAAAAUCUGACGUAUUUAGUUUUGGCACAUUGAUGCUUGAAAUCGUAAGUGGAAAGAAAAGUAGAGGCCUAUACGAUGAAGAUAGCAUUCUUAACCUCACUGGAUUGGCAUGGACUUUGAUGAAAGAACGCAACACAUUUAUGUUUAUUGAUAAGUGCUUGUUAAGAGAUCCAAACGACAACAUGGAAGAAGCAUUGCGUUGCAUCCACAUUGGUCUCUUGUGUGUGCAACAAAAACCUAUUGAUAGGCCUAAUAUGUCUUCUGUUAUUCUAAUGUUGAGCGGUGAGAAAGUGUUGCCUCAACCCAAACCACCAGCCUAUUUCACCAACACAGAUUUGUGGGAGGGAUAUCAUUCCCCCUUUUCUAAGACACCAUCAUGCAAUACAAGCAUAACAGCUGUCGAGGCGCGAUGAUAAUUCAUACAACAAAUCGGAGUUUAUCAUGUAAAUUUUUAGAAUUUGAAUUAUUACAAUUUCUAUUUAUUUCGUUCAAAAAUGCAAUGAUGAUUGGUAUUAGUAAUCUACAUGUAGUAUAUAUGAAUCUAUGCCAGAAAAGAAUGUGCUAUUCAUGACAAUAAAAGUGAUUCUUGAAUCUUUUCUUGAUUAUAAUAAGCCAUUAUUAGACUUAUUUCCUUGUAGUGAGGCAAGAGUAUGAUGAGAAACUUAUACAUACUGUCAAUAUCAAAUUGUACUGUCUUAUUUUGAAGUGUUGAAAUAAUUUCUAA